AUGGGGAAGCCAUUUCAAAGGGUUCAUGCCUCUAUAGUAGGCAAGUUCCCAGACGGCCUCGGCGAAAAGAUCCCACAGUGGAUUCGGGCAAAUGGAGGGCAGUUCUCGAGAGACGUGAGCCCGCGAGUUACACAUCUCAUUGCCACAAAGGAGGCGUUCAAAAGCAAUGCAGUUCCAGUGGAAACUGCCAAGAAGAUCAGCACCGUUAAGAUCGUCUCAUACGAUUGGCUUGAAGACUCGCUGCAGUCAAACACUCGCCGGCCAAAGCCCGAGGGACCAUAUCUUCUGAAGAAUCUGAUGAAGCCCGAGAAGAAGGAAGUCCAGAAGAACAAGGUCACGCCGAAGUCCGCAAAGGUGGUCAAGGAGACCAGAGCCAAGAUCUCAAAACGUCGGAUAGCCGUGCGUCAGGUGUACCAGGACAGAAAGACCAACGUGGUUUACAGCGUCACCCUAUUCCGCCCAUCGAAGCCACCAGUCACUAGCAGAGAAAAAUACCAAUUGACUCUUUUCGAAUCCAUCGCCAAACCACACACCUACUCGACCUAUGCCAAAUUCAGCCGCGUUGGCACAUCCAAUGUCGAACUUCUGGCGGGACCAAGGUGCAAGCUCGAGCUUGCUUUGGACAAAUUCAAGCAGUUCUUCAAGGAACGGACUGGCAAGGAAUGGGAGGAAAGGGCAAACGGAAAGAUGCCACCUCCAAAGAACGACCCGGACGGAAACAGCUUGCCUGUUCAGGAGGGAUGGUUCUAUCUGGAAGAGAAGACGACUAUCCUCGGUGCAUUCCUCAGAGAGCCCCAGAUCACAGGUUGUCCAGGAUCGACUGACCACAGCGCAUGCGAUGGUAUCAAGAAGGAUGGUAUCGACGAUGGUAUCGAGGACAAGGUGGCAAAUCACCAAGUCGAAGAUGGCGGUAAAGAUGGCGGCGAAGAUGGGGGUGAGGAUGGAGGUAAAAAUGGGGGUAAAGAUGGAGGUGAAGACGGAUCUGAAGCUGAUGAUGCUGAUGACGAGGAGGAGGAAAUGGAUAGGUAG
This is a messenger RNA of Penicillium samsonianum, 1029 nucleotides long. RefSeq names its product BRCT domain protein. The record is from RefSeq and is a predicted model, not a curated record. The transcript is spliced from 4 exons. The coding region runs from base 1 to 1029 and encodes 342 amino acids. Lineage: Eukaryota; Fungi; Ascomycota; Eurotiomycetes; Eurotiales; Aspergillaceae.